This is a messenger RNA of Linum tenue, 216 nucleotides long. NCBI's taxonomy places the organism in Eukaryota, Viridiplantae, Streptophyta, Magnoliopsida, Malpighiales, Linaceae. The record is from the annotation of a GenBank genome assembly.
GUCCGAAGUAGAAAAAGAGAAGAAGUAUAUAGAGAGAGAAAGUAGAGAGAAGUUAGAGUAAGAGUAGAUAGAUUGCCAUUUAUGAGGAGAGAACUCCUAUUUAUACACAUUUGGGGGUUAGGUCGUGGUCUGGGCGCCUGCCAAGCCAUAAAUGCAGUGGUCGGGCGCCUCAGACUCUCUGACACUGUACAUUGUACUUUUGGCAGGGGGUGUCCC